Molecule: messenger RNA, 1076 nt
Organism: Coccinella septempunctata (seven-spotted ladybird)
Lineage: Eukaryota; Metazoa; Arthropoda; Insecta; Coleoptera; Coccinellidae
Product: serine protease 7-like
Exons: 7
Coding region: 160-1041 (293 amino acids)
Biological process (GO): proteolysis
Molecular function (GO): serine-type endopeptidase activity
Source: RefSeq, a predicted model, not a curated record
UCAAUUCAACAUCGGUCCUGGUACCCUGAUAAUUUCAUGAGCCUCAAAUAAGUCAAAUAGCGGUUUCGAGAUCUGGUUGACACACAAAACGGUACUUCUUACUCCGAUUUCACAAAACGCAUCGGCGACAAUUAUCGACAAGAGCAAAUUCAGAGAAGCAUGUGUUUGUGGAAAAUCGCGAUUUUUUUGAGUGUGUUCUCGGGAUGGGCAAGUCCUUCCCUUCAAGGGCAUGACGAACAGAGAGGACUUUUCGGUUUUCUUUUCUCUCCAUGUCAAUGCAAAUGCGGAAUCAAAAAUCUGGAAGCGAGGUUCUUAGGGGGAGAGUAUACCAAAGGUCAUGAAUUCCCUUGGUUGGCCCUGAUUCAAAUCAAGGGUUUCCCAGCCGCCUCAGCAACUUUGAUCAACAGCCGAUAUGUAAUAACAGCAGCUUGGCACCUAAUUGGUUUGACCCCGUAUGACAUCAAGAUCACCUUUGGACAAUUCGACAAAUGCUUUCCCGAUGUUUCAUCCAAUAACGUUAGCGUAGAAAAAAUAUUGAUCCAUCCCGAUUUCAACCCAAGCAACAGAGCUCACGAUAUAGCUUUAGUUAAGACGACAGGUACAAUAAUUUUUGAGAGACGAAUAUCCCCCAUAUGCCUAGGAUUUCCAGACACAAAAUAUGUAGGUCAAGUGGCUACCGUAGCGGGUUGGGACCAAUCCAAAAACUCCGAUGGAUCAAGUUCCUCAUCCUGUCGUCCUAAAAAAGUUGGUCUACCUGUCUUGGGUCCUUCUGAAUGCUUAAUGUCCAGGAACGUACAGAACGUGAGCGCUGACAAGGGUUGCCUUGGAGUUUUGGGAGCACCAAGUGUUAUUUGUGGCAGUGAUGCAGGCAGUCCGGUUAUGUAUAGGUCUUAUGAUGGCGUAUAUGAACUGAUAGGUAUAAUGACUGAUUCGAAUGAGUGCAGUACUCAGCCAAGCACAGCACUAUACACAAGAAUCGACGAGCACUUAUCCUGGAUAACCCGAAGUACCAGAGAAGGGUGCUACUGUCUCAAAAUCUAACCUUAUAAAUUAUAAAAAAAGAAAUAAACAAGAUA